AUGGCGAGCCGCGAGGAGUACUAUCCACGUUAUAUUGGAACGAGCUCUGAAUGUUCUGCGAAGGCCAGCAAGACGGAGAAGGAGCUCGAGAUCGAGAUCGAGGACCUCAGAGCCAAGGUCAAUUUCCUCCGCCUUUUCUGCACUGGGGCUGGUGGGCUUAUCGCCAUUUCCAGGUCUAAUACAUUUGCCUUCCCUGACGUUGAAUUAUUAAUCGUCUCUGGUCCGACUGACCCUGCCAAUCCUCUGUCCAGUUUUCCCUCCGUUCCUGCCCAUCGGGCUGUCCUGGCAAGUCGUUCUCCAGUGUUUCGGGCCAUGCUCGAAAACGACAUGGAAGAAAGCAUCAGUGGGACCAUCAAAGUCAGUGAUGCAUCAUACGAUGCCCUCCGAGCUUUUGUCAAUUAUUUGUACACAGCCGAAGCAUGCCUCGACGAGCACAUGGCAAGUGACCUUUUGGUGCUGGCUGAAAAAUAUCAAGUCACGUAUCUGAAGACCUACUGUGAGAAGUUCCUGAUGUCCAAACUGAACUUGGAAAACGUACUCCCAUGUUAUGCUUUAGCUCUCCAGCAUGGUGCAAAAUGUUUGCGCUAUGAAUCAUUGUCAUUGAUAAUGGACAACAUGGAUAAGCUUAGCAAGGGAGAAGAGUACAUGGAACUUGUGGAGAAGGAUCCUAGGGUGGUCGUAGAAAUCUAUGAAGCUUGUCUUUCCAAAUAG
Molecule: messenger RNA, 711 nt
Organism: Fraxinus pennsylvanica
Lineage: Eukaryota; Viridiplantae; Streptophyta; Magnoliopsida; Lamiales; Oleaceae
Source: the annotation of a GenBank genome assembly